Molecule: messenger RNA, 2016 nt
Organism: Pyricularia grisea
Lineage: Eukaryota; Fungi; Ascomycota; Sordariomycetes; Magnaporthales; Pyriculariaceae
Exons: 2
Coding region: 1-2016 (671 amino acids)
Cellular component (GO): intracellular anatomical structure; catalytic step 2 spliceosome
Molecular function (GO): RNA binding; ATP binding
Source: RefSeq, a predicted model, not a curated record
AUGGCCGACUUUGACCUCGGAGCUUCUUUCAUACCGGCACUGCAUAAGCCUUCUUCUUUGUUGCCUAUCGCCAGGCACAAGGACAGCUUACUAUAUGUAGUAGAGAGCAAUCCAGUCACAGUUGUCAUUGGACAAACUGGGUCAGGAAAAACAACUCAGAUCCCGCAGUUUCUUGAACAAGCUGGCUGGUGCUCUGAUGGGAAGGUCAUCGGAGUAACGCAGCCAAGGCGAAUUGCAGCCACCACCGUGGCAUUGAGAGUGGCCGAGGAAUAUGGAUCAGAAGUUGGCAAGGAAGUAGGCUAUUCCAUCCGAUUCGAAGAUGUGACCUCAGAAGCGACACGCAUAAAGUUUCUCACCGACGGCCUUCUUAUUCGGGAGGCCCUUGUGGAUCCCCUGCUGUCGCGAUAUUCUAUUGUCAUGGUGGAUGAAGCCCACGAGAGAUCAAUCAGUACCGAUAUUCUGCUUGGCCUGCUGAAAAAGAUUCGGAAAAGGCGUCCGGAGCUACGCAUAAUUAUCAGCAGUGCAACCUUGCAGGCGGAACAAUUUCUUGGCUUCUUUUCAUCAACUCCCGGAGAGGCGAAGCAGGAUAAGGAAGAACCCCAAGGUACUAUAGGGACGAUUGUUAGCCUGGAGGGUCGAACAUACCCUAUCGAUAUCCUUUACCUGGAAUCGCCGGCUGAAGACUACCUGCAGAAGGCGAUAUCUACAGUGCUGGAUAUCCACAAGAAUGAGCCUGAUGGUGAUAUUCUAGUAUUCCUUACCGGAAGAGAUGAGAUAGAGGCUGCGGUCGAUGCUGUCUCCGAACGGACUGCACAUCUAACUUCCCAGGAUCGCGGCCUCUUACCUCUCCCACUGUUUGCUGGGCUCUCCACUGAACAACAAAUGUAUGUCUUCGAAGAAGCGCCAGAGAAUACCAGGAAAGUCAUAUUCUCGACCAACAUAGCGGAAGCAUCUGUGACAAUAGGUGGCAUAGUAUAUGUCGUGGAUAGCGGCUUUGUCAAACUUCGCGCUUAUAACCCCAAAACUGGCAUAGAAACCUUGACAGCUGUGCCAGUGUCGAAGGCCGCCGCUGCGCAACGUGCUGGACGAGCAGGACGGACAAAGCCGGGCAAGUGUUUUCGACUGUACACGGAGGAAUCAUAUACAUCACUCAGCGACACCAACAUACCGGAGAUACAACGGUCAAAUCUGGCGCCAUUCAUCCUUCAACUCAAGGCUCUGGGUAUAGACAAUGUACUACACUUUGAUUUCCUGACACCUCCACCCGCGGAACUAAUGACAAAGGCCCUCGAGCUACUCUACUCUCUCGGUGCUCUGGAUGAUUACGCCAAGUUGACAAAACCACUGGGACUGAGGAUGGCCGAAUUAGCUGUUGAACCAAUGAUGGCCAAAACCCUCCUGUCGGCCGAGUCUUUUGGCUGUUUGAGCGAGAUGUUGACUAUAGCUGCCAUGACGAGUGUUGGUGGCGAUGUAUGGAUUCAACAUGAAGGUGAAAGGAAGCAAUUCGAAAGCAGAAGAAGAAAAUUCGCGGCAGAUGAGGGUGAUCACCUCACACUGUUGAAUGUCUAUCAGGCUUUUGUGUCCAAAGGGCGCAAAGAGUCUGGUUUCUGCCAUGAAAACCUGCUCAACUACAAGACAAUGUCCCGAGCAGUGAGCAUUCGGGCGCAGCUCAAACGCUACCUGGAACGAUUCGGAAUCCGCGUGGAUGAGACGCUAGCGUCGGGGAAUACGACGGGAGGCAGCCCUAUAGUGACAGGCGAACAGAUUCGACGCUGUCUGACGACAGGAUAUUUUUCCCACGCGGCGAGGAUGCAGGCAGAUGGAACUUUUCAAACUGUGCAAGGAGGAACAACCCUGCAUGCUCACCCAAGCUCUUUGAUGUUCAAUAGGAAGGCUGACUGGGUCAUAUUCCACGAGGUCAUGGAGACUGGUACUAAAACCUUCAUCAGAGACAUCAGCAAGGUAGAGAAGAGCUGGCUGCUUGAAUAUGCGCCAGACUUCUACCAAGUAAAAUGA